Diuraphis noxia (Russian wheat aphid) is the source of this 2193-nucleotide messenger RNA. RefSeq names its product beta-galactosidase-like. NCBI's taxonomy places the organism in Eukaryota, Metazoa, Arthropoda, Insecta, Hemiptera, Aphididae. Gene Ontology annotation, molecular function: beta-galactosidase activity. The record is from RefSeq and is a predicted model, not a curated record. Gene Ontology annotation, biological process: carbohydrate metabolic process.
UAUCAUAAUAUAUCUGAAUAAUUAGUUAAUAAAAAUUAGUUAAUAGUAAUUGUGCUGGAUGCAUUGUAAAAUCAAUUGCAAAUACUAUCAGGCUUCAGCUAUAAUACAAUAUGAAUUUACUGUCUGAAAAUGAUGAAACACAAUCACUGAUAAAAAAACAAAAACUGAGGUGUAAACAAAAACUAUCAAGGUGUCCCUUCAUUGCUAUAUUAUUCUGUAUUUUGUUUCUGGUUUUUAUUUAUAUUCUAUACAUUUCAAUAAGAAAUGAACCAGAACCUAAUGAAACACAAAAGACAGCUGAACGAACUUUUACUGUUGAUUACGAAAAAAAUGAGUUUCUAAAAGACGGAAAAGUAUUUAGAUAUGUCUCCGGUUCAUUCCACUAUUUUAGAGUUCCUAAACCUUAUUGGAAGGACCGAAUUAAGAAAAUGAAAGCAGCUGGUUUAAAUGCUGUAUCGACUUAUGUAGAAUGGAGUUUACAUGAACCUUAUCCAGGUGUAUACAACUUUGAGGAUAUUGCCGAUUUGGAGUAUUUUCUGAAAUUAGUUCAAGAUGAAGGGAUGUAUUUGUUGCUUAGACCUGGACCAUAUAUAAGCGCUGAAAGAGAUUUGGGUGGAUUUCCAUUUUGGUUAUUAAAUGUGGUUACCAAAAAUCGUCUGCGAACUAAUGAUCCAAGUUAUAAAUAUUAUAUUGCUAAAUGGUUUAAUGUACUUAUGCCUAAAAUCGUUCCAUUUUUAUACGGAAAUGGUGGAAAUAUCAUUAUGGUUCAAGUAGAGAACGAAUACGGAACUUAUUACGCGUGUGACCAUCAGUAUAUGAUAUGGUUAAGAGAUUUAUAUAAAAGUUACGUUAAAUCUAAAGCUAUACUUUACACAACCGAUAUGUGCGGAGAUUCGUAUUUAAAAUGUGGUGUCGUAGCUGAUGUUUAUGCUACCGUUGAUUUUGGCGUUUGGGGUGACGAUCCUGUUAAUCAAUGUUUUGAACUCUUGAAAAAAAUUCAAAAGGGAGGACCAUUUGUUAACUCUGAGUAUUAUAUUGGUUGGGCGUCCUAUUGGGGUUCACCGUUGUCCACGACAAACUCUGAUUUAGUUUUGUCUACUAUGAAAAAAAUAUUAGCUGUGAAUGCUUCCGUAAAUCUUUUUAUGUUCAAUGGAGGGACAAAUUUCGGGUUUACUUCUGGUGCCGCCGAAAAAAAUAAUGAAAAUUAUAAGUCAUCCGUAACUUCAUAUGAUUUCGAAGCUCUACUGAACGAAGCUGGAGAUCCGACCGAAAAGUAUUUUAAAAUUCAAAAAUUACUCAAAGAAACUAAUUUUUCAGUGUCAAAUGAAAUACCCGUUCCAGCUCCUAAAGGUAAUUAUGGAACAUUCACAAUGCAGCCGUUGGUUAAUAUUUUUGAAAAGGUCACGCAACGGAUUAGACCAAUUGAAAGUGAUGUUCCACUUGGUUUCGAAAUCAUGGGUAUAAACUCCGGAUUCGUGAUGUAUGAAACUAUUUUGACAGAUGAACAAAAAUAUGUCACUGCCCCUGUAAACCUUACUAUUAGAAAAGUCAGAGAUCGAGCAACCAUCUUCUUGGACCAGGUACCAGUGAAUAUAAUAACUCGAAAAUAUGAAAAUUUACCUGUGAGCUUAAAUAUAAACAGUACAGUUAAAAAGCUAAGCAUUCUAAUAGAAAACCAAGGAAGAAUCAACCUCGGAAAUUUUACAGAAGAUAAAAAGGGUAUUUUUGAACCUGUAACUUUGGGUAACCAUGUACUGGGUCCAUGGAAGAUGAUAGCAUACCCUUUGAAUGAAACGUCUUGGCUUUCAACUAUCGAACCACAAAAACACAUCGAAUUACCGGCAUUUUAUAAAACAACAUUUACAUUGCCAAAUAAUUUGUCGAAACCUUUGGACACUUACUUGGACCCUACUGGUUGGAAAAAGGGCGUUGCUUUUGUGAAUGGCGUUAAUAUUGGUCGAUACUGGCCAUUAGUUGGACCACAAAUUACUUUAUACGUUCCCGCUUUGUUUCUUAUUCCUUAUCCUGGAGUAAACAGCAUCAUAAUGUUAGAACUGGAACGUGUUCCUAAAAAUUCUUCAAUAUCUUUAGUUGACAAACCUAAUUUGAAUGGUACAGUUAACCCAAUAUUCUAAAUUUCUAAAAAUAAUAUAAUAUAAGUUCAUAAUGUUACAUCGUUUAUUUUAUUAUUGU